AUGGCUGCCGCGCCCGCCGCUCGUCUUGCCUCUCGCACGUUCAUCAACCUUGCGCCCACGGUCACGGCGUCUCCCGCUGGUGCGCCAAUUGCCAAUGGCUUGAACCUGGCGGCGCGUGCGCCCCAUGACCCUCACGCUGAGGACCAUGGCGCUCACGAGGGUGGUGCCGUCCGAGCUGACGUGUACCAGGUGCCCUCGUGGUCGGUGAAGACGUCGCUGCGUAACGGAUCGCUCCAGUCGAAGACUGGCGUGAAUGCUCUGCCAAGCUCCGGAGGCUCGCCGCGCUACUUCAGCACGAGCGUGGCCAAGAAGCAGGGUGUGCCCGACUUUACGCCUUACCGCACCAACAAUGUCGACGGCAACAAGGUCUUUUCCUACUUCAUGGUCGGAUCCAUGGGUCUGAUCGCCGCUUCGGGCGCCAAGGCGACCGUCUCGGACUUUCUCGCUUCGAUGGCCCCUUCUUCGGACGUCCUUGCCCUGGCAAAGGUCGAGGUGGAGAUGAACAACAUCCCUGAAGGUAAAAACGCCAUCAUCAAGUGGCGUGGAAAGCCAGUCUUUGUCCGUCACCGCACGCAGGAGGAGAUCGACGAGGCCAACAAGGUUGAGGUCAACUCGCUGCGAGACCCGCAAAAGGAUUCGGACAGGGUCAAGCGGCCAGAAUGGCUGGUCAUGCUUGGCGUCUGCACCCACCUCGGUUGCGUCCCCAUCGGCGAGGCUGGAGACUACGGCGGCUGGUACUGCCCGUGCCACGGAUCCCACUACGAUAUCUCGGGUCGCAUCCGUCGAGGACCUGCGCCGCUCAACCUUGAGGUGCCCGAGUACGACUUCAACGACGAUGAGGGCAAGCUUAUCAUCGGUUGA
This is a messenger RNA of Acaromyces ingoldii, 861 nucleotides long. Its product is annotated as ubiquinol-cytochrome c r. NCBI's taxonomy places the organism in Eukaryota, Fungi, Basidiomycota, Exobasidiomycetes, Exobasidiales, Cryptobasidiaceae. The record is from RefSeq and is a predicted model, not a curated record. Gene Ontology annotation, molecular function: quinol-cytochrome-c reductase activity; 2 iron, 2 sulfur cluster binding. The coding region runs from base 1 to 861 and encodes 286 amino acids. Gene Ontology annotation, biological process: mitochondrial electron transport, ubiquinol to cytochrome c. Gene Ontology annotation, cellular component: membrane. The transcript is spliced from 3 exons.